AUGGCUUUUCUCUUCAAGUCCAAGAAGAGCCAGGACCGCGCUUUAGCAAGCCGCGACGGCAACACCGCCUCCCAGGGUGCCACUCAAAGCGCUGGCACUCGCCUAGUCCGCGAUGAAAAGAGUGUACCGCAACAGCGCUCCACGCCCACCGGAAGCCUUACCUCGCUCGACAAAGAUGGCUCCGACACGAGCCCGGGCCCGGGCCAUGGGCGCCGUGGAGGGAGCGCAGACACGACCCAGCAAAGCGACCUGCCGUCGGCCAACCCCAAUGCCUCGCUCUAUCCCUGGUCGCAGCGGCGAUUGACCUACACCUCCCCCCAUUCGGGCCCCUUCCCCCGCUAUGGCGCCGCCGUCAACGCGACAUCGUCAAAGGAAGGCGACGUGUACAUGAUGGGCGGCCUGAUCAAUAGCUCGACGGUAAAGGGCGAUCUUUGGAUGAUUGAGGCGGGCGGCAACAUGGCGUGCUACCCGCUCGCGACAACAGCUGAAGGCCCGGGGCCGAGAGUUGGUCACUCCAGCUUGCUGGUCGGCAACGCCUUCAUCGUCUACGGCGGCGAUACCAAGAUUGAGGAUUCCGAUGUCCUGGACGAGACGUUGUAUCUGCUCAAUACCUCAACACGACAUUGGUCGCGUGCCCUCCCGGCCGGCCCUCGCCCAUCUGGGCGCUACGGGCAUUCGCUCAACAUCUUGGGGUCCAAGAUAUUCAUCUUCGGCGGUCAGGUCGAGGGCUUCUUCAUGAACGAUCUAUCCGCCUUUGAUCUCAAUCAGCUGCAAAUGCCCAACAAUCGCUGGGAAGUCUUGAUGCAAGGCGAGGCCUCACCCAAGAUUCCGGCCGCGCGAACGAACCAUUCCAUGAUCACGUACAACGACAAGAUGUAUCUGUUUGGCGGUACGAAUGGCUUCCAGUGGUUCAACGAUGUUUGGUGCUACGAUUCGACCGACAACUCGUGGGCGCAGUUGGAUUGCAUCGGCUAUAUCCCCGCGCCUCGGGAGGGACACUCUGCAGCGCUCGUCGACGACGUCAUGUACAUCUUCGGCGGUCGCACCGAGGAGGGCAGCGACCUGGGCGACCUCGCCGCGUUUAGAAUAUCGUCGCGACGGUGGUACACGUUCCAAAACAUGGGACCCUCCCCAUCUUCUCGAUCUGGCCACAGCAUGACGACGGUCGGCAAAUCAAUUGUGGUGCUCGGCGGCGAACCUAGCGCGGCGGCCGCGGGCAUCAACGAUCUCGGCAUACUUUACGUGCUUGACACGACCAAGAUCCGAUACCCCAACGAUGGUCAGCAGCAGAAUGCGCAAAGGGCGCCUCAGGGUCGGCGGCCGAGCACGGGCGAGGUACAGAGCCCUCCUCGCGUGUUGCAGUCAAAGGAUGGGUCGACGGGGACUCCGGACCUUCGGAAAGUGGCCGGCGGCCCCCCUCCCGCUCCCGCCGUCGCUCUCACCGUCGCUCCCACCGUCGCUCCUCCUCCGGCUCCCGUUAAUACCGCUCCGAAUGUGUACAAGCCGGCCCCACCCGGCGGCCCCGAUAUCAAUGGCUCGCCGAACCCGGGAGCUCCCGGGGCGCCGACGUCCAAGCUUCCCCGCACCGCCAUGACAUCAAGUCCGGCCGGCCCGCCUCCUCAGGGACCUACACCAGCGAAGCCUGUCGCUGACGCGUUUACCGUUGGACGAAUGAGAUCGGCACAGUCCCCGGUCAGCCGCGACGUCAGAAACGAAAACGAUAUCAGUACUGUCAACGGCCAGCGCACGCCAACGCAGCCCGUAAACAAGGGCUCUAAGCAGGAGCCAGGCGUUGCUGACCCGGCCAAGGUUAAGCAGCAGCCUCGCCAUGGCCAGUCCCAAGGGCGCUCGUCAAGCCGCAACUCGCAAACAGUAGCUCUUCUCAAGGAGCUGGACUCUGCGCGGAAUCGAAACGCCUGGUACGCGUCGGAGUUGGAGCUGGCCCGAAAAGCAGGCUACGUCUCUACUGCAGGCUUCAGCCCGACGCUGGAGGCCCAGGCGAGCGAAGCUUUCGACGACGAAGACCGGCCGCUUGUCGAGGGCCUGCUAGCAAUGCGGACCGAGCUGGCCAACGUUCAGAGCGCCGUGGACAAGCAAGCAGUACUCGCCGCAAAGCAGAUUGCAGAGGUGGAAAAGCAGCGUGAUGCCGCUAUUCAGGAGGCAAUCUACGCCAAGGCCAGGAUUGCUGCUCAGGUCGGCGGAAGUGCAAGCAGCACUCCCCAGCUGGACGGCGAGCGGAAUGGCAUGGGCGAUAGGACAGGUGAGAUGAGCAGAAAGCUUGCCUCCGCCCUGCACAUUCAGAGGGAACUCCAGUCGCAGUUGGACAGCAUGGCCGCCGGGCUCGAAGCCGAGAGAAGGGCUCGCAAGCUUGCCGACGACACCGCGACCGCAGCCCAGAAGCGAAUGACUGAGCUGGAAACCUAUAAGCAACGAACCUCGACCGAGACGGAGCAGCUGAAAGCGGAGCUGCAUCUGGUGCAGCGCGAAGCCCGCGAGCAGUCCGUCGCUUGCGCGGAGGCUGUUGCUGCACUAGAGCUCCUUCGGGUUGAAAAGGCGGAAAUGAACGCUCGGUACAACGAGGCAGUAGGUGACUCGAGAGAACACAGCGAGACAUUCGAGUCUCUCAGGAGCGCCAUGGUGGCCUCGCAAGACGCCAGAACACACCUGGAAAAGAAGCUGGAAGACGAGAGACUCCAAAGAGAGACGAUUGAAGACCGAUUCAACAAGCUCAAGAUGGAGCACGAAGCGCGGACUGCGGAACUUGCCGUGGCUACGCAACGGCUCAGGGACGCCGAAGAGUUGGCAGAGAAACACGUCCACGAGGCAAGAACGCAUCGGCAAGCCGUUAUCUCUGGGCUCGACAAGAUCUCCACUCGGGACCUCUCCCAGACCAACAAGGUUGAUACCGAGCGCCUCGCUGUGCUCCAGAACCAGGUCGUGACGUCGAACGCGUUGGUCAAGAAAUACAAAGAGGAGGCGGAUGCGGCUGCUGACAAGCUACGGAGCGCCGAGGAGCGCAUUGCUGGCCUGGAGCAAUACCAGGAGCAGUCCAGUAGGGAGGGCGUUUCCAUCAGGCGGCAGCUCCAGUCGUCGCUGAGGGAGGUGCAGAGCUUACAGGCCGCACACGCUGACAUCAAUAACCGACUUGCCGCUCAGCAGCUCGAGACGAAUGCCAUGACCGUUCAGAACAACGCCCUCAAGGGCAUUCUCAGCGAGCGAGGAAUCAGCCCGACGAGCGCUGUGCGGACCCGCGCCCUCACAAGCCCGCGGACAACCUCUCCCGAGCAGGGCCGACUACGGGAGCUAGAGGCGCAACUUGCCAGCGCCGCUGCUGCGCACGAGGAGACGAAACAGGCGUUUGCGGUCCAGGCACAGGAUUCGGAAGUAGCGUACCGUGAAAAGCUUUCACAGCUCGAGAGCGACUAUCAGUCGGCCGUGCACUAUGUCAAAGGGACCGAAAAGAUGCUCAAGCAGCUUAAGGAGCAGCUCACGCGCUACAAGUCUGACAAUGGGCGCCUGAAAUCUGAAAUUGAGGAGCUCGAGAGCCUUGCGCAGAACGGGAAGAUUGAGAACCUCGAGAGUGAGCUGGACGGCGCGGGAGCCCAGCUGGAAAAUGACCUUAGGUCCCUCAAGGCAGAGCUGGCCGAGAGCCACCGUCUACGGGAUGAGGCUCUGAAGAGCAAUGAGGAAGUCACGAAGAGCCUGAACUCGCACCGCAAAGAUCUCGAGCAGCUGCAAUCCGAAAACUCGAUUCUGGAGCAGCGCGCGACUGAUGCCGAGCAGAAAGUGUCGCUGCUGCUUGACCAGGUGGAGAACUCGGUCGACAGCUACCGACGGCGGAGCCGUCAGGUCGUCAGCAUGAACUCGGACACGCCAGCGGGCUCCAACGGGCUGAUCUUGGGCCAUACUCGAAGCGAUAGCUCUGACACGGCGAGUGCGUACGGCGGCAACGGCCUGGACGGUAGGAACAGCGUUGCCCUUGACCACCUCGCGACGGAGCUGGAGACUCUACGCAGCCACUGGGAGGCUACCAACAAGAAUUACCGACUGAGCUCCAACUUUGAGUUUGACCAGCAUGCCGGAGCCAAGGAGGAAGACGACAGCGCCGCCGCCGUUGGACUGAGCAAAAGCCUGGCCGACUGGAGGAAGAGGCUGGACACGGAUGACCCCCCUCCCGCGGGCGCGGACAAGACGCACCCAAGUUAG
This is a messenger RNA of Hirsutella rhossiliensis, 4206 nucleotides long. RefSeq names its product kelch motif domain-containing protein. The record is from RefSeq and is a predicted model, not a curated record. The transcript is spliced from 7 exons. The coding region runs from base 1 to 4206 and encodes 1401 amino acids. Gene Ontology annotation, biological process: regulation of cell shape. NCBI's taxonomy places the organism in Eukaryota, Fungi, Ascomycota, Sordariomycetes, Hypocreales, Ophiocordycipitaceae. Gene Ontology annotation, molecular function: protein binding.